AUGGCAGACAGCCUCAGCCCCGUGCCCCAAGGCGACCGGCCCAUCCUGGAACGUCGCCGGUCCAAGAACCCGUUAAGGAAUAUGAUGCAACACCUCACGGUAGAACCACCCGACGAUGAUGAUGGGUCACCACGCCGAGAAUCUCUCAUCCGACGCCUGAGCUGGCGCAAAAGUCGGAGUCCUUCAGCACACUCCGAUACGUCCACUCCCACCUCUGCAACCGUCCGUAAUGUUGACCGAGCCUUAUGCACAUCUUGCUCAAGUCUAGCUGUUGAUAUAGAGUCCCUCUUUGAUGAAGUUGACUCUUCCUUUACAAAAGUCCUCCAUCCAGGCGCCGUGGACGCCUUUGACAAGAAGGAGUACUUCAUCUCGCGGCUUCGAGGGCUCGAAGAGGACAAAUGGUCGACAACGUGCCCAUUGUGCAGACUCUUUUGGUCAGUCCAUGUACCGGGCGAUGGGGAAGGUGAUUAUAGCUUGUCUGCGUUUUCAAGUCGAGACACCAAUUAUCUCAUCGACCCUAUCAAAAUGUUCGACAUGGACCACCAAGCGAGGGCCAAGGCGAGAGGCUGGGCCCCUGGCUACCUGGCAGUUACACCAAAGAAGACUGGUUCUGGUGCAAAAAGCUGGGAGCCCCAGCCGGAUUGGUUUCGAGAAGGAGGAAUGCUAUAUAGGACGCUCCCGCCAGCGUCCCUGGAGCCAUUCUCUGCGCGAGGGCGAGUGAGAACUAAUGAGAGGAGUACGCCAGAGCCACCGGCCCUGCUGACAGACUCGGCUUCGCUCCAGAAAGGAAUUUGGGGAAGGGAAAUCGGUCAAUCAGCGGAUAUGUCUAUUGCUCGUAACUGGUUGCAAUUUUGCGACAGACAUCACCAAGGACGAUGUGGGCGUCGCCAGGUCGCACGAGAACUUGCGGGAUUCAGACUCAUUGACUGCACUCGAUCCCCACCACAGGCGGUCGAGCGGCCGCUGAGUGAAGACUAUGUUGCUCUGAGUUAUGUAUCUGGGAGCAACGUGACAGACCCCUGGCCAAAAGCAAUACGGGACGCUGUUGCGGUGACUCGAGAGCUUGGAUUUCGCUAUUUGUGGGUUGAUCGCUUUUGCAUCGAUCCAACCAGGUUGCAGGAAAGAAUGCAUCAAAUUAGCCGCAUGGAUGAAAUAUUUGAAGGGGCUGCGGUGACCAUUAUCGCUGCUCAUGGCAAGGACUCCAUGCAAGGUCUGCCCGGCGUGGGCUCGACUACAAGGCUUGAGCAGCCCAAGUACAAAUUUACCGACGGAAAUGUCACCCUUGUUUCCAGCAUGCGAGAUCCUCGGCUUGAAAUAAAGGAAUCGGUUUGGUAUACACGCGGCUGGACUUAUCAGGAAGGCCUGAUAGCGAGGCGGCGCCUUGUAUUUACAGGACAGCAGAUGUACUGGGAGUGCGAGGGCAUGUCAUGCCCGGAAACCCUCGUCCUGCCACUUGCCGCGUACUAUGACAGAGAGCAAGAAAAGAUGUGCGAUUUUGUACGGCCAGGCUUAUUCAACGGGUUGUCUUACAUUGAUGGUAGCUGGGAAGUUUGGAAGAAGCUGCCGCAAAGCAUGGAAGAGCCCAGCACCCUCAGCAUUUUCCGAACCUGGGAUCAGCAUAUUAUUGAGUACACCAAGCGUCAGCUUACGUACGAUGAAGACUCACUGAGUGCUUUCAUGGGAAUUACGAGACGCCUGGAGAAGACUCUUGGAAAGGACAAGCUCGGGAGCAUUGUUGGGAUCCCCCUAUGGUGCCCAAUCACCGAUAACACGACGCGUCCCGGGCCGGCUCGAACCAAGCUCCUGUUUGCCUUGACGACUAGCUUUUGGCAUCACAAGGGAGAUGAACAGCCGCAGAGAAGACGCCAUUUGCCCAGCUGGACAUGGGCUGGCUGGCGAGGGGCAGUGCAACUAUACUCAUCCAUUAUCGUGAUUGAGCAAGACGGCACAAGCAAAGAAAAGAAGCUUUUGAACCACCACUAUGUGAGCGCCACGCAGUUGACUAGGAACGAUUCUUCAUCUGUGAAAUGGGCAUACUCGCCAGAGAUGGCGGUCCUUGGCUCCAACGGUCAGGUUGUUUACGACUUCUCUGCCGCGAGUGGAGCUCCUACAUUUCCGCCGGGCCGCUAUCUGCUGCGCAUUACCAACCCGUUGGUUCUCGAUAAAGUCAAGGCACGGGUCCACAACGGCGGGUGGAUAUUUAACGAUGUUUGUGUCGAUGUACGACUCAGUCGCGGCCGGGGCACGGAACCGAGCGCAACUGCACCCUUGGCAUCCGGCGUCAAUAAGCCCAGUGCAAUUCGAGAAUACCUAGAGCAUCAUGCUCGCGGUGAGCAAAUGACAGUGCUGUGGUUUGUCGAAGAAGCCACCAUUUUGCUCUUGGUUAUUGAGAAGACUGAAUCCGGAUCCUGGGAACGUGUUGGAAGGGCACGAAUGGGGUUCGGUGAAGACGCAAAGGACGUGGUGCGAUGGUUUGGCAGCUUGGAAGUUUUGAUUAAUCACCUCCCCCUACGUCGACUCGGAUCCGACAUUUUGAUAGAGUAG
Messenger RNA from Metarhizium brunneum ARSEF 3297, 2544 nucleotides. RefSeq lists its product as uncharacterized. The record is from RefSeq and is a predicted model, not a curated record. NCBI's taxonomy places the organism in Eukaryota, Fungi, Ascomycota, Sordariomycetes, Hypocreales, Clavicipitaceae.